Molecule: messenger RNA, 1787 nt
Organism: Manihot esculenta (cassava)
Lineage: Eukaryota; Viridiplantae; Streptophyta; Magnoliopsida; Malpighiales; Euphorbiaceae
Product: polyol transporter 5
Exons: 2
Coding region: 188-1654 (488 amino acids)
Biological process (GO): transmembrane transport
Cellular component (GO): membrane
Molecular function (GO): carbohydrate transmembrane transporter activity
Source: RefSeq, a predicted model, not a curated record
CUGGUAUUCAGGUAUCUACUUAUCUAGCCAAUUUGAUUCUAGCAAUUUAUUUCUCCUUCAACAACCCAACAGCAAGCGAACUCUCUCCACUCUCACUUUCACCUGAUCCCCAUUUUCAGCCUUUAUUCUCCCAACAAAAUUAAGCCAAAAAAAAAAAAAACAUCAUCUCUCUCUGUUACAGGAUCACAUGGAUGCCACUGAGGUUGAAUCACAAGAACCCAGUAGACCAGAAAAUGUUCUUGAACCCAGAAAGCCUCGUCUCAACAAGUAUGCUCUUGCUUGCGCUCUCUUGGCUUCCACUACCUCCAUCUUGUUAGGCUAUGAUAUUGGUGUGAUGAGUGGUGCAGUAAUUUUCAUUAGAGAAAAUCUGAAAAUCAAAUCAACCCAAGUAGAGAUUUUGGUGGGUAUCCUGAAUGUAUGUUCGCUUAUAGGCUCGUUGGCUUCAGGGAAAACUUCAGACUAUUUAGGUAGACGAUACACUAUAGUUCUAGCUGCAGCCACCUUUCUAAUAGGUGCACUUCUCAUGGGUCUAGCACCGUCGUUUCCUUUCCUCAUGGCCGGUCGUAUCAUCGCCGGAAUAGGUGUCGGUUACUCUCUCAUGAUCGCUCCGGUAUACACUGCCGAGGUCUCUCCUGCUAUGACUCGUGGACUCCUUACUUCUCUCCCUGAGGUCUUCAUUGUUUUUGGAAUUCUGCUAGGUUAUAUCAUCAACUACGCUUUGUCAGGUCUACCACAGCACAUUAACUGGAGGCUAAUGCUAGGUAUAGCCGCGAUCCCAUCUUUAGUCAUCGGCGGUGGAGUUAUGGCAAUGCCGGAAUCACCUCGGUGGCUUGUAAUGAAAGGUAGAUUGGAUGAGGCAAAGAGUGUGUUAAUCAAAGUAUCGGAUAGUGCAGAGGAAGCUGAGUUUAGACUCGUUGAAAUAAAAAAAGCAGCUUCUUUUGGUUCAGGCCACGGAGAUUCUUCAACUACAAGAUGGCAUGGACAAGGGGUUUGGAAAGAACUUCUGUUAAGGCCAUCUCCGGCUGUUCGCCGGAUGCUUAUUGCAGCUAUUGGGAUCAAUUUUUUCAUGCAAGCUUCAGGGAAUGAUGCAGUUAUCUACUACUGCCCUGAAGUGUUCAGAGCUGCAGGAAUCCACAGUAAGAAAUUGUUAUUUGGCGUCAAUGUGAUCAUGGGAUUUGCUAAAACUUUCUUUGUUUUAGUAUCGGCUCUAUACCUGGACCGAUUCGGAAGAAGGCCUCUUUUGCUGUUGGGUUCCUCGGGGAUGGCGGUUUCGCUGGUGGUGUUAGGCUUGGGAUCUAAGUUUCUUGAGCACUCAAACAGCAAGCCAGUGUGGGCUAUUGUGAUAUGUAUAGUAGCUGUCUGUGGGUUUGUUUCUUUCUUUUCUAUUGGGCUUGGACCCAUUACAUGGGUCUACUCAUCGGAGAUUUUUCCGUUGAGGUUACGGGCUCAAGGCUCUGGGUUGGCGAUAUCGGUGAAUCGGUUGGUGAGUGGGGUGUUGUCUAUGACGUUUCUGAGUUUUGCCGAGAAGAUAACGUUUGGAGGAGUGUUUUUUGUGCUUGCUGGAAUAAUGGUAGUUGGGACAGUGUUCUUUUAUGUGUUUAUGCCCGAGACUAAAGGCAAGACCUUGGAAGAGAUUGAGGCUCUUUUUGAAUGACUGUGACAAGGGUUUAUAAUAUGGAUUGUUGCACGUCCAAAUUAAUUAUGGUGGUUUUUACGUAAAUUUCACUGUAAAUAUUUAAAAUAUAAUAAUUACACAUAUAAUUAUAAAUAAAAAAAUCGAUGCAAUA